This is a messenger RNA of Morone saxatilis (striped sea-bass), 3730 nucleotides long. RefSeq names its product exocyst complex component 3-like 2a (gene exoc3l2a). Lineage: Eukaryota; Metazoa; Chordata; Actinopteri; Moronidae. Bases 192 to 3002 code for a protein of 936 amino acids. The transcript has 13 exons. Gene Ontology annotation, biological process: exocytosis; exocyst localization. Gene Ontology annotation, molecular function: SNARE binding. The record is from RefSeq and is a predicted model, not a curated record. Gene Ontology annotation, cellular component: exocyst.
AAACCACAGGCAGCCACAUUGCUCUCUUGAGUCACCGAGUACUUUCGGACACACUCUCACACUCAUCAGUCACACACACAUGCACACACUCCACAGCCUGGCAGCCUGCAUAGCCAGCACACUCCAGGAUGACAUUGUACUGAAACACUGCAAGGCAAUCUCAUCAGUUUGGUAAAAUCUCAAGUGCAACCAUGCCCAUUCUGAAGAAGCUCCCAGGAAGGUCCAAGAGCUGCCAUGAGUUCCCCAGAGUGAACGGUGAACUGAUCCUGCCCCGGCUGGACUUGGACCUCAGGGACUUGAAUGAUCUCAAUGAUCUGAAGGAGCUGAACGACCUGAAGGACCUGAACAAGAACCUGAACCCCUUUGAGGAUGUGGACCUGGAUGAGGAAGAGAGGCAUGGAGGUGACAUGGGCCUCAUCAUGGGGGAGGUCAGGGGCAACCUCCAGCUCAGGUCCUCCCGUGACGGCGAGGAGGAGGAGAACGAGGUAAACGCAGAGAGGCACGGGGCAGGGAAUCCCAAAGGGAAGCCCCUCAGGGGGACCCUGGAGCGGAUCUGUGGAGUUUCGCCCCUCAAAACCCUUGGGAAACUGGGGAAGGGACUCCGCAUAUCAGGACGCAAUGUGUGGGGGAACAACUAUCCCCACUACAGCCCUGGAGACUCAAAGACUCUCCCACCAGAGAGGGAGAAAAGGAAAGGACUACGCAGGGGCUCCGAAGGAAUUAUGACUCUGCUCCGCUUUACAGGCCGACGUAAGGAGGAGCGCAGAGAAAGCCUUCCCUGCGGAAACCUGAGCACAGACAGUGAGGCGGAGGCUUCCAGGCGGCCCUCCUUCCUCAGGAUGGUCAGUCUGGGCAAGCUGAAGAGGGAAUCCAUGUCAGACAAGGCAUCCCAAGAGACUGAGGAGGAAACAGAGGAGGAGGAGACAGUGGUGAAAACCAGAGAGCCCCUCUCAGUACUGGAGAUCCUUCAGUUGGUCAACCACAGGGACCUUCUCCUGGCCGACACACAUAUUCAGGAGCUGGAGCGAGAGUGUGAGCUGCUGUCUCUCCUGCCAACUACAACUUCCCCCACCCUCACUCCUACCCUUUGUCCCAGCACCCCUUCCGGCAUGAUCCUCUUAUCAUCCUCAUCCUUAGAUGAAUCCCUCAGCUCCAAUGCAACACUGGACUCGAGCCGGCGGAAGGCUAAGGACGUGGAGCUCCUGUAUGAGGCCCUGCAGAGGGAGAUGUGGGAUGUAGUGCGGGAGUCCCUCCGCCAACCCAGCGCAGGUCCCAACCUAGGGCUGGUGGUGCUCGUGAUCCAACAGGAGGAGCAUGCUGAUGCUGCCUGGGCUCUGAGAGAGGAGACCAAGCCAGAAAAAGAGGUCCCCCAGAUCCAGCCUAGCCAGCGUCCUCGGCGACUGAAGGCAAAGUGGAGGCAGGCUGUGGCGGAGGCUGCAGACUGGAGCCUGCCACAUCAGGUAGACACCCAGGCGGGCCAGCUGGCUUCAUACCUGGAGCGCCUGAGGAGUCGGAUGGUGGAUGACCUGGACGCAGCAAGGAGGAACGCUGUAUCCAUUUACCCAGAGGAGUUUGCUGCAUUCCAGGUGUAUCUGGAAAGUUAUCACCGAGCUGUGGCCAAACGUCUUCGAACCAUUACGAGCGGCCCACUGCAAGUCACAGACGUCUAUGCACUACUGGACUGGUUCUACAACAUCUACAACAGGGAUGUCCUAGGAACCAUUGGCACAACCACACCGAUCAGCUAUGCUGCACUGGAACCCAUUCUGCCCCAAGACACUGUAGACAGGCUGGAACAAGACUGCAUCAGUAUUGUUAGGGAGAAGGUUACAGUCGAGCUUAUUCAGGUUCUGGAUGAAGAGGAGAGGCGAUGGGCCCAGACUCUGCACAUAGAAGAGUAUCAGUCCAACCUGGCACGCUCUAUCAUCCAGAGGUUGAAGGUGGACUUGGAUAGAUCUACAUCUGUAAACCAGUUUUUAGGGGCAAGAGUUGCUCGCUGUAGUCUAAUUGGACUGGCUGACUUUCUCUACAAUUUCCAGAGGAAGGUAGAGAUGUUUCAUGACACUCAGGCAGAAUUUGGAGACCGAGGGGACGGAUAUGUUUCCAGGACCAUAGCCCUGGUCAACUGUUGCCCUCCUCUCAGAUCCUUCGUGGAGCGCUGCAGGCAGUGUGACCCACAAGGCAGCGAGGAGUCAGCGCAGAGAGCCAACUCCUCCUUGGACAGGAUCAUCAACCAGUCAGUGAGGGUGCUGACUGACAGACUGUUUGAGCACAUCAGGCCUUUCUUUGACAAACUGAUCAAGAGAAAAUGGUUGAACAACACUGAGGCCUUUGAGGCCAUUGAAGCCAGCAUUAAACAACACUUCAAGAAGUUCCGAAGAAUGGACUGUCCACCUUAUCAGACGCUGGUGGGUGAGGUGCACCGGCGGGUCCUGGUGGAGUACGUCCGAGCCAUCAUGCGGGGACGGGUCAUCUGCACAUCCUCCAAAAUGAGGAAGAGGAUGGCUUUCCGCCUGCAAGAUGAGGCCAAACAGCUUAAAGGACUCUUUAAGGAUCUGGAAUCAAGUUCAUCCUGGUUGGACAGCAUCAUCUGCCACCUAGCUGACAUUAUUCUCCUGGAGGACACUCCAUCCAUCCAGAUGGAGGUUGCUGUCCUGGUGAAAGAGUUUCCAGAUAUACGGAAGAAGCAUGUCUCCACCCUGCUCAACAUACGCGGGAUGAUGCGGCAGGCGGAGCGCCAGGAGAUCCUCAACAUCGUCAAAGACUUUGAAUGCAGCAAUGUCCUUAUGUGCCGGGACCACGCCCUCUUCUCUGAAAUCCCCAUCACCUCGGAGGUGCACUGCAUCAGUCUGGGUCUCCUCCGCCUCGCCAUGACCGUCUCCAACUGGUUCUCAGAGCACCGCCUGAGGCGAAACCGCAGGACAAGUGCCAGAAACGCAACACCUCAACCUGCUGAGAGCCACAAUAUGGAAGACAUAAACAAAUUUCACAGAGAAGACUAGCUGUUGGUGUUAGGAGAGCAGUCACAGACAUACUGUGAAGAUACUGAUGAGAUGUACAUGCACCUUGACCAAAAACUGAUUGUACCAAAUGUUAUUACCAACCACGUAAAGAAACUUGACCUCAGGUACUCCUCGUACUGUACACGCUCACAGACUUAAGGACAUUUCUCCGUCUCCAGAUGUGCAUUUUUUAAUGGAAAUGUGAAAGACUGUGUAUUGUAAUAGCUCACCAUGACUUGUAGUAUUCUUAUGUUGAUCUACACACCUACAGAAGUAAACAAGUGGUAUCAAAUAUCCUCAAAAUGUAACUUCUUCAGUUAUCAGGAAUCUGAUGUAUUGCAUAUAUUUACCCAACCAUAUAUACCCAUGCUCUGGUAUAUAGUCCAUAUGUAUGUGAGGAUAUAGUGUAUGGAAACGUAAAUGUGUUGAACUCUCACUGUGAAUGAAAUGGAUCUGUUGCUGGAAACGUAAUAAAAACCCAUUGACUGGGUCAACUGAACAGAUUCAGCAGCUCUGUCGUUGUGAGUGUAAAUACAGAAAGGUUUUUGUCAGCAUACUGUCACAAUAAUGUCAGCUCUAAAAUGGAUAUCUUAUUGUAAAAUUCUCUUAUUCUGGCUAAUUCUAACUUUAGGUGUUGUGGCCCCUAAACAUGGGAGUGUCAGACAUCGAGUCUACAGCUCUGUUAAACAAUACAUAAGGCACUUUGACAAGCGGACAAGGGUCUGAGG